This is a messenger RNA of Helianthus annuus (common sunflower), 1848 nucleotides long. RefSeq names its product TBC1 domain family member 15. Gene Ontology annotation, molecular function: GTPase activator activity. The record is from RefSeq and is a predicted model, not a curated record. Gene Ontology annotation, biological process: activation of GTPase activity. NCBI's taxonomy places the organism in Eukaryota, Viridiplantae, Streptophyta, Magnoliopsida, Asterales, Asteraceae. Bases 245 to 1582 code for a protein of 445 amino acids. The transcript is spliced from 12 exons.
UAAAAUUUGAGCUUGAACCAUCAUCAAUAAACCAUCAAUUUGGUGGUGGGAACAAAAGGAGGUCAACAGAUCUACGUUGACCGCGGCCACGUCUCCUCCAGUGAGACUAACCAACCAGCCAGCCAGCCACCCACCAACGACCUCCCUUUCGCCACCCAGUCGAAUCUUCUCUCAACAUCUCAUCUGGGUUUUCUUUCCCUUCAUCCAACAUUACCCAAAUUUGAGAUCUGGGUUCAAACAAUUGAUGAUGAACAUGUGCCGGAAAGACCCCGGACUACCCACUGAUUCCUUCUAUGAAAUUCGAGCUGGAUGCACCGAUGUUCCUUCAACCAAGUUUAGGAUCAAGGCUGGAAAGACUCUCAGUGUAAAAAGGUGGCGGUCAGCGUUUACCCCCGAAGGUUAUCUUGAUAUAAGCAAGUGCCUUAGUCGAAUUUAUCACGGAGGAAUUCAUCCAUCAAUUAGAGGAGAAGUGUGGGAAUUUCUUCUUGGUUGUUAUGAUCCUAAAAGCACAUUUGAUGAACGGGAAAAAAUACGACAAAGGAGAAGGGAUCAAUAUGCUGAGGUGAAAGAAUCUUGCAGCCGUAUGUUUCCUGUUGUUGGAAGCGGCAAGUUCAUCACUGCACGUGUGAUCACAUCAAACGGGGAUCCAGUUCAAGAUCCAGUUGUACUGUUGGAGACAAAUCUUGAACACCUUCCGACACCACAAUCUCAAGAAAGUGUUCCAGACACAGUGGAUUCUCGGGAGCAUGAUAAGGACAUAAUUCAAUGGAAGCUUGCCCUACAUCAAAUAGGUCUUGACGUGGUUCGCACGGACAGGUCACUGACGUUUUACGAGAAGCAAGAGAAUCUUGCAAAACUUUGGGAUGUUCUUGCUGUUUAUGCUUGGUAUGAUAAAGACGUUGGUUAUGGUCAAGGAAUGAGUGAUAUUUGCUCCCCAAUGAUUAUGCUUCUUGAACAUGAAGCAGAUGCAUUUUGGUGCUUUGAACGAUUAAUGCAGAGAUUGAGAGGGAAUUUCAGGUGCACGGGCAACUCUGUGGGGGUUGAAGCACAACUUGACAUCUUGGCUAAUGUAAAUCAAGUUGUUAAUCCUAAACUUCACCACCAUCUAGAACACCUUGGUGGAGGCGGUUAUCUAUUCGCAUUCCGGAUGCUUAUGGUGUUGUUUCGGAGAGAAUUUUCUUUUGGCGAUUCAUUGUACUUGUGGGAGAUGAUGUGGGCUUUAGAGUAUGAUCCCGAAUUGUUCUCAUUGUUUGAGGGAGCGGAAACACACAAUAAAUAUGAUGCUCACAAACCAACACGAAAAUCCAGACGACAAUACGGCAAGUAUGAGAGACGAAACAGGAGAAAUCGGGCUGGGUCCAGAAGCAAAUCCGGGGCCGAGUCGGGUGCAUCGCUUCCCAUAUCUGUCUUCGUUGUAGCGAGUGUCCUCAAGGACAGGAGUGACAAGUUAUUGAGAGAAGCUCGGGGACUAGACGACGUUGUGAAGAUACUAAAUGACAUUUCUGGGAAUAUGGAUGCCAAGAAAGCUUGCAGAGGAGCUAUGAAAAUUCACAAAAAGUAUCUAAAAAGGCAAAAAUCAUGAUGGCGUUCAGUGAACGAGCUUCCAUGGCUUCUUUCAAUCCCGUCAAGUUUGAGUUUUGAUGAUCGUUUUCGCAUUUGAAAACGAUAACUGCAGUGUUGGAGGCAAUAUUUUUUUUGUGAGUUGAUGGUCAUUGACCCUUUGAUUUUCUUUCUACAAGACAAAUGAACAAGUCAUCUUUGUAUAUGUAUAAUGUAUAUGUAGCAACAAUCUUGUAAAAGUACAAAGGUGCUCUUGUUUUUUAAGUGUAUUUUGAGUAAUUAUGUUUA